GUCGGAGGCCAUGUCAGACAAUGGCUCAGAUUUGCAGAAACGCACUCGAGUCUGGGACAGGUUCUUUGGAAGUGCGGCUAUCCAGAAGCCAACCGUCGGGCCUUUCGAGAUGAAGAUCUGGGAUUACAUUCCAACCGAGGUUUACAUCAGCGAAGAACGAUUGGUCGAAGCCAAUAGCUGGCUCACAUAUGUUCAAAUCACCUUCGAUCGCCAGGACCGAAGGUUGAUUGUUGGAUUCGCUGCGCAGAAGGGUCCUGGCACGAAGCCAGCUCGCAUGGAACUCGUCAACACUUGGCAAGCUGUAAAGGUGUGGAUGACGGAAGUCUGCUUGCAGUUCCCAGCAUGCCUGGAUGAUGUCAUCUGCCGACAGCUGAGAGAGCCUACCACCAUCCCGGAAGAGCAGUACCUGCAGGCCAUCAUUGAGGUCAAGAACAACUUCAACAAGAUGCCAACGCUCCUCCCAGAGAUUGGUCGGCAGUCGGUGACCAUGCGUGAGCAACUCGGUCCGCUGUUGAGUGAUGACUGCGAGAAGACACGUCAUGAUGUCCAAGUCUGGCUGAACAGUCUCCCCGACAAACUGCUUGGGCUCCGUGCCGCAACUGUGGAGUGGCUUACAGUCUGCAAGUCUCAAGACAAGGGAAAGAUCCUUAACUGGUCCCAGGAAGCAGAGCGUUAUUAUCGAACACAAGAUAGUCGUCAGUGAAGGACAUCAGAUAGUAAC
Messenger RNA from Fusarium redolens, 721 nucleotides. RefSeq lists its product as uncharacterized. The record is from RefSeq and is a predicted model, not a curated record. The transcript has a single exon. Bases 11 to 703 code for a protein of 230 amino acids. NCBI's taxonomy places the organism in Eukaryota, Fungi, Ascomycota, Sordariomycetes, Hypocreales, Nectriaceae.